GCAGUUAAAUGGAAAUUUUCACCUAGUAAUAGUUGCUUCUCAGUAUCAACAAUCAUAAAUAAUCAAUCUUUUCUAAGUCAGUUUCAAGGCUAUGAUAAAUCAGAUUCUGACAGAUAAGCUUUUUUCUGAUCUAUCCAUGAUUUAUUAAUCUGCACCACAUAAUUCUCUGUUCCAAAGUGAAUUGCCUUUUCUUAUUAUUAUAUGUUCUUCUACUCUCCACUUACAUUUCAAACUCUCUUUUUGAUAGCAUCCAUGACACCGAGAUCACCAUUGAGAGAACUUCUGCAAGAACAACAAGAACCUUUCGAGUUGGAGGAUUACCUUUCUGAGAGAGACUAUUACUCAAGAAAGAGCUUGAGUAGGAGAAGUGAUUUUGCAUGCAGUUGGGGAAAAUUAGACAGCAUUAUGAAGUUUGGAAAGGGAUUUAUAGAGAUUAAUACUUUACUGAAGAAUUCGUGCAAGAAGCUUGUUUCUAUCAAUAGGAAGCAGCAAAAUAAGGAUUUGGGAAAAAAUGGUUGGAUUUUUAGUGUUGGCUGCAAGAGAGUUGCAGAAUCAGACAACUUUUUGUCUCCCUGUAGCUCCCGGAAGACGGUCCAUUCCGUUUCUGGAAAAGAUAAUGAAGAAACAUUCUCUUCCACAAGAAGACGACAUGCGAAUUCAUCAACUUCAAACACUUUCCAAGCUCCAGAACCCUGCAACUUUCAAGUAGUGAAGGCUGCAGCAGGGAAGAAGCUGUUGUCUAGGAGUAUGGAACCAAGGAAGCGGAGUCCAAUUCGAGCAAGACCAAACGAUAAUCGAUUACGCAAUGGCAUUCCUCUUCAGAAGAAAGUUCCAGAAGAUUCAAUUCUGUCAGCCACUCUCUGGGAGUUACUUCUUUACUCUGCAGCGACGGAGAAAACAAGUGGCAUAGAGACUGCAGAACUGCAGGAACUUGUAUCAUCCAACCCUGCAUCUCAGCUCUUGAUAUCCAAAAGGGUAAUACAUCAAACAAAGCAACUACUUUUUAACUGUGUAAGGGAAGUGGUGGAGGCCCAUUCCAAGAAGGGUAGUAGAAUGGGUUCUGAAGAAGCUGGGAGGAUCAUCUAUGAGAAGGAAACAAUCGUGAAAGAAGCAAAUUUAUCAGAUUUACUCUUCUCAGAUUACUUAUUCUCAGCAGCAGAAUGGAGAGAUUUCAAGCCACAGAAGCAGCUUAUAGGAACAGAGAUUGGAGAAUUCAUUCUCAGAGAGAUCAUUAAUGAAGUUGUUACUGAAUUAAUUGAUAAUCUAUGACCAACAGCCCUUUAGCUUCAGUUAUACAAAGAUUCCAAUGCAUACAUUUUGCCAGAUUCAACAUGUCAAAAAAGAAGAAACAAAACAAAAGGUAUUCUACAUAAUUUAGUGUAUAAAAUUUCCGAGCUAUUCUAGCCCAAAAAAAUAAGAGUGGACCGUGUAUGACAACAA
Molecule: messenger RNA, 1440 nt
Organism: Cucumis melo (muskmelon)
Lineage: Eukaryota; Viridiplantae; Streptophyta; Magnoliopsida; Cucurbitales; Cucurbitaceae
Exons: 3
Coding region: 202-1269 (355 amino acids)
Source: RefSeq, a predicted model, not a curated record